AAAAAGCAACCUCAGCAACGCUUCUUGUUCUCUUCUUUUUAUUCCUUGUACACAUGCAAAAGUAUUGAAAUUCUUUUAUUAUAUUAGCUCAUUUAAAGAAAGAAACCUUUUAUUUAAGUCAUACAAAAUGGUGGAUGUUCUCGUUCCAACUGGAUACUGUAAGCCUGUAAAAGUUCACAACCAGCUUCAGCAGGUGGGGGUUCCAUUGGACAAGUAUUAAGGAAAAUUAGUUUUAAUUUUACAGGAUCACCAAAUAUGUGCACAAGUUCACAAAAUAAUCCUAACUGACCAGCCAAGGUGACAACAUCUUUAAAAACCUAGGUUAGUGGGACUUUCGCUGCUGCUGAAUGGAGUAGACGCGUGUGUCCAAACUUUGAGGUGCUUGGUGCUGACAUCCUGGACUCAGACCGUGCACAGUGCUCACUAGCUGCUAAGCCGGGGCCCUCCAGUAUGUAUGCAUGCAUGCAUGCACCGGUAUGCACGCAUGCACCGGUAUGCACGCAUGCACCGGUAUGCACGCAUGCACCGGUAUGCAUCCCCCACUUUCAGACCAGCGAGCUGGUGGUGUGGACGGCUUGCAGACUUGGGGGCAAUCUCUCUGACAAGGGCUCUCCUAUCCAUAUCUUCGAGGCUUACUGCCCCGGAGGUUUUGUAGCAGCGCACCCAGUAACGAGAUGUCAUGAGGAAGCUUUACCAGCUUUAGCCUGCCCUGAGGUACCAGCUAAGCUAUUUGUUGUGAUUGUUCAAGUGGCUGAGUUUUACGUCUUUUUAUAUCACCAACACACGAGACACACUUUGUAGCUUCACACAGGUUCCCCUUUGAUUAAUCUCCCCUUCAUGAACAUAUCGACACACAAAGGUUCCUACCCAUUUGUGUCACCUGAUAUUAUACCCCCCUUUCUUAAACGAAGAACGUCAGGGUAACAUAACUAAAAGAUUUCUCAUCAGUAACAUUGCACUGCUCCACAGUAAAGUGUUCAUUCACAUAACUAACAUAACAAAGUAAAACCCUUAAACUGCAUGCAUAUCACCGUAAAACCAACAAGUUCUAUCUACGAGGAGUCAGAUUACUCAGAUCCUCAACCUGAGUGCGGGGAUUAUUCAACGAGCGUGAGCAUCACAAACCCAGUUAGUAUAAAUGAGACAUUUGCAAAGUUCUACUGGCCUCUUUAUGCAUCUGAGUGUCCACACUCCCCAGAUCCAACGCCUGAUAAAAAUAACUUUCCACAUGUCGAUGAUGAGGAUGCUGAAAUUCUAGGGAAACCCAUCACUAUGGCAGAAGUCUCUGAGGCCCUUGCUGGUUAGCUGGAUUGAGUCUUCCCAGUUUCUGCUUGACUGAGCUCACCUGAUCCAGGUGACCAGUUAUAAAUGCAGCGGGGUUAGCUGCAAAGCAGACGGUAAGAAGACAAUUUAAUCAUGUCCAUUUUCAGGGAUCAUCUCAGAAAGAAUCAACAGAUGUUUCAAAAGCCAAGAGAGGAAGAAAGAAAAAGAGUGACUCAGAACAAGAAAAUGAAAAAGAUGAAGCCCCUGCAAGUCCUGUCAGUCCAUCUGGUGGAGAUCCUCUUAAACGACGAGGCAGGAAGCCCAAAAGUGAGAAGUUGCAUUUGCUUCAGCAACAAGACCAUCACGGAUCAGGAAGUGAAAUGGAAACAGCAGAACCAGAGAAAAAGAGGAAGAGGGCAUCGGAGGACAAGACCCACAGUGAAGAAGAAAGGAGGAAGAAGAGGGAAGGUAGUAAAGGCAAGGAGUUGGAAUGCAAAGAGCCGGAAGCCAAGAAGAAGAGGCAGACCAAAGACGACGGCUCGUCUGGCUCUGACGAUGACGAGACCAAACAAAGACGGCGCAAAGAAAACUGAGGCAGGGGUCAAGAAAAAAGAGAUGUCUACUGACAUGAAGAUCCAGAGGCUCCACACGCAGAUCAAAAUGUCCCUGAAAAUAGACAACCUGGAUGUGAAGAAAUGCUUGGAUGCUUUAGAUGAGAUCAGCUCUCUUCAGGUCACGCCUCAGCAUCUUCAGAAACACGGUGAUCUCAUUUCCACACUCAAAAAGAUCCGCCGAUUCAAAGCUAGCCAAGACAUAAUGGACAAAGCCACCAUGCUGUAUAACAAGUUCAAGAGCAUGUUCCUGGUUGGAGAAGGGGACUGUGUGCUCAGCCAAGAGCUCAACAAGUCUUUAGCUGAACAGCGGCAAUACGAGGAAGCAAAGAAAGCUGAGCAAGUCAAAGAAAACGCUGCAGACUCUACUGACAAGAUGACCAACGGUGAGAUGAGUCCUGCAGAAAAGAAGGAAGAGAUGGAGCAGGAGAAGUUCCUGGAAGACUCCUCAGCAGCAGAGAACCACAGGAUGCUGAUCGCUUCUUCAACCACAUCAAGGGUUUGGCUCCUAAAGUGGAUGAAAAUUUUAAACAAGUGUGUGAAGCAGAAAUCCCUAUGGAAGAAGCAGAAAAAGCCAUGAGAAGUUUAGCUGUAGAUAAAUCUCCAGGAUCUGAUGGACUUAUCAUGAACCUUUACAGACAUUUUUGGGAACACUUGAAAGAGCAGUUUCUGUUGGUCAUAAGUUGAGUUGAACAUCCUUCCAACUACCAUGAAGCAGGGUGUCAGUACCCUGAUUCCUAAACCUGGGAAAGACGCCAGACUAAUUGAUCAUUUGAGAUCAAUAUCCCUCCUCAACAGUGAUUAUAAUAUUCUAACCAACAUUUAUGCAUCUAGAUUAAAAACAGGACUGAAUCAGAUCAUCUCAGACACACAAUCAGGGUUUUUAAAAGGACGUUCAAUUCACAAUAAUAGUUCUUGAUUUGAUUGACUAUAUCAAUAAAUUGAAGAUGAUGGCUUCAUUUUAUUUUUAAAUUUCUUUAAAGCCUUUGACACGGUUGAAAAUGUUAUCAAUACUUGUAAAAAAGCUCUGGUUUCUGUAAACUCAAUUUCCUGGGAGAACAGUUAGCCAUCACUCAGCUGGCAGACGACACGGCCACAUUCAAGAAAGACAGUCAUCAAAUACCAGAGAUCAUUCAGACUGUGGAUUUCUUCUCUAAAGCAUCUGGUUUAAAACUAAAUCUCAGCAAAUGUGAAUUGUUGCCAGUUCACUAUUCUGAUCAGUCAGUUCUUCAUAACACAGCUGUUAGGACUGUUGUGAAAUAUCUUGGUGUUCAUAUUACCAAAGAUAGUCAAACAAUGGAGGAAAUGAACUUAUGGAAAACU
Oryzias latipes (Japanese medaka) is the source of this 3197-nucleotide messenger RNA. The record is from RefSeq and is a predicted model, not a curated record. NCBI's taxonomy places the organism in Eukaryota, Metazoa, Chordata, Actinopteri, Beloniformes, Adrianichthyidae.